UGGAGGGAGGCCGGCUUUUUUAGGAGGGAGACCCUCCUUCGCGGCCGCCCGCUCGCAGCCAUGGCUUUGAAGGAGGCGGGCGGCAGCAUCCUGCCCAUCAGCGACAUGGUAUCGGGGCCGUCGGGCUCGCCGUUCCCCGAGGUGGUGGAGCUGAACGUGGGAGGCCAGGUGUACGUGACGAGGCACUCCACGCUGCUCAGCGUCCCGGACAGCACGCUGGCCACCAUGUUCUCCCCGUGCCGGGGCGGCCCGGCGGCGGCCCGCCAGCUGCCCAGGGACAGCCGGGCACGCUUCUUCAUCGACCGCGACGGCUUCCUCUUCAGGUACGUGCUGGAUUACCUGCGGGACAAGCAGCUGGCGCUGCCCGAGCACUUCCCCGAGAAGGAGCGGCUCCUGCGGGAGGCCGAAUACUUCCAGCUGGGCGACCUGGUGAAGCUGCUGUCGCCCAAGGUCACCAAGCAGAGCUCGCUCAACGACGAGGGCUGCCAGAGCGACCUGGAGGAUAGCAAUUCGCAGGGCAGCAGCGACCGGCUUCAGCGGGCGGCGCUGGACAAGCGCUCGGGCUUCCUCACCGUGGGCUACCGCGGCUCCUACACCACGGUGCGGGACAACCAGGCGGACGCCAAGUUCCGCCGCGUCGCCCGCAUCAUGGUGUGCGGUAGGAUCGCCCUAGCCAAGGAGGUCUUCGGAGAGACCCUCAAUGAGAGCCGCGAUCCCGACCGCCCCCCCGAGAAGUACACCUCCCGCUUCUACCUCAAAUUCACCUACCUGGAGCAAGCUUUCGACCGGCUCUCCGAGGCGGGCUUCCACAUGGUGGCUUGCAACUCCACCGGCACCGCCGCCUUCAUCAACCAGUACAGGGACGACAAGAUCUGGAGCAGCUACACCGAGUACAUCUUCUUCAGGCCCCCCCAGCGAACCGUUUCCCCAAAACAAGACCAUGAAGAAAGAAAACAUGACAAAGUCUUGGACAAGGGCAGUGAAAGUGGGACUUCCUGUAAUGAGUUGUCCACCUCAAGCUGUGACAGCCACUCGGAAGCCAGCACCCCUCAAGAAAACGCCACCAGCACUCAACCAUCCACAGCCCACCAGCCAAAUACUCUGACUUUGGAUCGUCCAUCUAAGAAGGCCCCAGUACAGUGGAUGCCACCUCCAGACAAACGCAGGAACAGUGAACUCUUUCAAACUCUCAUUAGCAAGUCCAGAGAAACAAAUCUUUCCAAAAAGAAGGUGUGUGAGAAGCUGAGUGUUGAGGAAGAAAUGAGAAAAUGUAUCCAAGAUUUUAAAAAAAUCCACAUUCCAGAUUAUUUUCCAGAGCGCAAACGUCCCUGGCAAUCCGAACUCUUACAGAAAUAUGGGUUAUAGUGAUCAACUCUUUCAUGACGUAUCUCUGGGGCAUUUGAUGUUUAUUACAUUGCCACUAACUUACUGAUGUCCUCCUUCUGGCCAACUCUGCCACCAGAGCUAUUCCUGCUGCUUAUAUCUUUCUGUGAACAGUGGAUGUUGGAUAGUACAUGUUUUUCUUUAAAAAUAUAUAUAUAAAAAGAUAGAAACUUAAAAAAUGCAAGAGACAUCUCAUCUAAACCACUUCAUAAUAGCAAAGAAAAAAGUGCAUGGUUAAGAAAGAUGGUUUUCUAACUGUAGUCAGUUGGGCUUCAUUAUUGUUUUGGAACUUACCAAAUAAAAAUCUCAAUCAUCAGUUAACAUCUCAUUUUAUGUCACCAAUAAAGAUGACUCAGACUUACUAAGGAUGAAGAGAAACAGGGUUUAAAAUUCAAUUGAACAGAUUUUGGAACUAAUUCUCAACAUUCUCUCAAUGUUAAUGCAAUAAAGCAAAUACCUAUUUUGCAUGAGCACAAUGUUACAAAUAAAUCACACAAGAACAAGAGGUUGUCUGUUGCUUGGAGAACUAUUUGUUUGAUACCAAGCCUAUAAACAUAAAACGUCUAAGGGAUUGAAUUUACUUUGUUCUGGACCUGUGAUUUUUUUGUGUGUACAGUGUUCUGUAUGUAAGGAUGGUGUAAAUAUGCCUUAUAUUGUUUUAUUAUUGCACCAAUAACGUUCAUCUAUUAGUGCUUGUCAGGAUUAUUUCUGUGAAAUGCAAAUUUACGGCAGAUUGUGAAAACUGGUUUGAUGGUCUGAAAGUUUUUAUGUUAAUCGCUAAAAAUGGAGAAAAAUAAAAGAGACUUUAAUGUAUUUAUUAAAAGAACCAUCUGGUAGA
Messenger RNA from Lepidothrix coronata (blue-crowned manakin), 2221 nucleotides. RefSeq names its product potassium channel tetramerization domain containing 8 (gene KCTD8). Gene Ontology annotation, molecular function: protein binding. The coding region runs from base 61 to 1365 and encodes 434 amino acids. The transcript has 2 exons. Lineage: Eukaryota; Metazoa; Chordata; Aves; Passeriformes; Pipridae. Gene Ontology annotation, biological process: regulation of G protein-coupled receptor signaling pathway; protein homooligomerization. The record is from RefSeq and is a predicted model, not a curated record.